AUGAAUGUGAACAAAAGGAUCGGUCGGCUCAAGCAGUGGGCUGGAGAGCGCAUGGGUGGAGAGGUGAAGACAAACCUUUCGGAUGAUUUCAAGGCGAUGGAGACCGAGAUGGGCGUGCGACACGAGGGUGUCGAACACAUCCACAAGGCCAUGACGGCAUACGUCAAAGCCAUCUCGAAGCGCAACGAGGGAGACGACAAAGAGAGGACCCUUCCAAUUGCCCACCUGGGAACAACCAUGGUGGGCCACGGGGAGGAUUUCGACGCGAGUUCCGAAUAUGGGCAGUGCUUGACCAUGUUUGGAAGGACUGAGGAGCGCAUCGCGCGUGUCCAAGAGAGUUACAUUGCACAGGCGAAUUCGAGCUGGCUUGAGUCCCUGGAGCGGUCGCUGGCGCAGAUGAAAGAUUGCCAGAACACGCAGCAAGCGCGCAAGAAGCUUGACAGCCGACGGUUGGCCUACGAUACAUCUCUCGCAAAGAUGCAGAAAGCGAAACGAGAGGACUUCCGUGUCGAAGAAGAGCUGCGUAGCCAGAAAGUCAAGUAUGAAGAAGCUAGCGAUGACGUGCUCCGCCGCAUGCAAGACAUCAAGCUGGCAGAAGCCGACAAUGUGAUGGACAUGUCGGCUUUCCUGGAUGCCCAACUGGAAUACCACGAGCGCUGCCGGGAGGCACUCAUGCAGCUUAAGAAUGAAUGGCCUGGCGGGACCAGUCAAGGGCAAGCUCCCAGCCGUCGGCCAAUGCGUGCCCGUUCCAACACAGCCCAGUCGCAUCAGGAACGAUACGAGCCACUGCAAGAGGAAUUAUUGAAUGCUACCGACAGCCGUCCUACCCUGCGGGCCAGCAGAACUACCUCGGCGCAUACGACAGGGUCUCCGGCGCGAGACCCCUACGCAGCCAACAAUGGGUACCAUCGUCCUACUCCGAGCCGCACAUCCACGUUUGAAGGCCCUACUCAACUGCGACAGGAGCAGCCCCCCGCGGCAUCUCAGUGGAUUCAGCGUGCCACCAGCGAAAAUCUGACUGGGCGCUCCAGCAGUACCCAACUUGGCGUCGGCCGAGGCUCUGGUGAUCCCUAUGCGGAUCCCGAGGAAGUGAGCUCUUAUGGUCGUUCGAGCCCCGAGCGCAGCAUGUAUGGCCGAUCUAUUUCUCCUGCAACCUCCCACGGCAGUGUGAUAUCGCGCCAGGCCAGUGCGACGGCUUUGAACUCGAACGGAUCGAACAAGAAGGCUCCUCCACCUCCACCUCCUUCUCGUGCGAAGAAACCCCCGCCGCCUCCACCGCCCAUGAAACGUACGCUUCUCGCAGCGACGGAUGCGUAG
Messenger RNA from Penicillium alfredii, 1317 nucleotides. RefSeq lists its product as uncharacterized. Gene Ontology annotation, molecular function: protein binding. The record is from RefSeq and is a predicted model, not a curated record. Lineage: Eukaryota; Fungi; Ascomycota; Eurotiomycetes; Eurotiales; Aspergillaceae. Bases 1 to 1317 code for a protein of 438 amino acids. Gene Ontology annotation, cellular component: cytoplasm. The transcript has 5 exons.